AUGGGCCUCUUCCCACCCACCGUUUUAGGAUUGGGGAGUAAACCAUCCUCUGUGCCUGCGUCCUACUUUGGGCUCUCUGAGCAAUUCACUCCUUGGCACAGCCCAUGGAGGGGCCUCCAGUCGGGGUGUCCCGCCGGGUCCCUCUCCUCCUCUCCGGGCGGGGGCGCUCUCGGGCCGGGAGCCGGGACGCGGCGGCGCGGCCGGGCGGUUCCCGGGACGCGGUGCGCGUCGGGGCGAGCGCGCGAGUCCCCGGCGCGCCCUCCACGCUCGCCCGGCAGCCGCUUCCUUCCCCGCGCCGCCUGCGCCCGGGACCAGCCCGAGUGGCCCGCGCGCCGAGCUCCCGCCACCGCGUCGCCUCCGGACGCCGCCCGGACCGCGGGGCCACCCCGGGAAGGAGGAUCCCGCGGACGGCUGCAGCCCGAGAUCAUGGCUCUUCUAACAGGUGUGAAGUGAUAUCUCUUUGCAGAUUUAAUUUGAAUUUCCCUGAUGACUAGUGAUGUUGAGCAUCUUUUUAAGGUACGUAUUGUCCUUUAAUGCCUAAUCUGGCCCUUUGCCUAUUUUUUAGUUAGGUUAUUUAUCUUUUGGCAAUUGAAUUGUUUGAGUUCUUUAUAUAUUUUGGAAAUGAACCUUGAUCAGAUAAAUUUUUGCAAAUAUCUUUUUUCCCAUUUCACUUGUUACUUUUUCAGUGUGUUGAUGCUUUA
This is a messenger RNA of Herpailurus yagouaroundi (jaguarundi), 701 nucleotides long. RefSeq names its product translation initiation factor IF-2-like. The record is from RefSeq and is a predicted model, not a curated record. The transcript has 2 exons. Bases 1 to 453 code for a protein of 150 amino acids. Lineage: Eukaryota; Metazoa; Chordata; Mammalia; Carnivora; Felidae.